Molecule: messenger RNA, 4008 nt
Organism: Caenorhabditis briggsae
Lineage: Eukaryota; Metazoa; Nematoda; Chromadorea; Rhabditida; Rhabditidae
Exons: 20
Coding region: 1-4008 (1335 amino acids)
Biological process (GO): proton transmembrane transport
Cellular component (GO): proton-transporting V-type ATPase, V0 domain
Molecular function (GO): proton-transporting ATPase activity, rotational mechanism
Source: RefSeq, a predicted model, not a curated record
AUGAAUGGAAUAAUCAGAUCACGGAGGAAAUCUGAUUUCGAUACAUUCCUCCGGAGAAUGACUCGUGCUCAAGUGUUCGUUAAUCUACUUCCAGGUAGCUAUGAUCCGUCAGACUUUCCACAAGAAACUACAGAGAAAAGAGUUUUUGUUCUAUUUGUGUGUGGAAAGGAACAAAGAGAAAAAGUGAAGAAGAUAUGUGCUGGGUUCAGUUCGAAGUGCUAUGCGAUUCCGGAUAAUAUUGACCCUAGAUCUGAAUACUUGGGCAAAAUUAUCACACAAGCGGAUGAAAUAACAAAAAUCAUCAAGAACACAUUGAAUUAUCAAGCCAAGAUAAUGCGAGCUGCAGCUACAUAUUUCAUGAAAUGGAAGAAAAUGAAUCAAAAGUAUGGAUUGAUUCUGAAAAUUCUCAAUCGAUUUUCAUUGGAUGACUCUACGCACUGUUUGAAUAUAGAGUGUUGGAUAACAGAAGAUGAGGUCAAUAAUAUUCGAAAUACAAUUACGACGAAUGGGAAAAAGAUCCCAACCCUGAAAAGAGGUUGUUCCAUUUCGGUAUAUAUAUUCUUCUCGGCAAAAGGAAAAGGUCCAUGGGUGCAUAUUUCUGGACAGAAUAUGAUAACGGGACAUGUAUACAUAACGGCGGUCUUCAUAUUACUUUUCCCAAUAGUUCCAGGUGAUUUAUUGUUCAAUGAUUUAUAUUUCAAUUUCUUUGUUUUUUGUUCCCGUUAUCCAUUGCCGUAUGUACUUGUUGAACAGCAAAUUACAGUAACUCUUGCACAACUUGCCAAUUGUCAAAACUAUGGAAUACCAUUGAACGCGACGGAUUGCAGGUGUCCAGCUUAUGUCGCAGGACAGCUUUGCCAAAAUGUCAUAUGCCGGCGAUAUGCAGUUCCCGACAAGGAUCGAUGUGCAUGUGCUCCUGGAUGGUACGAUAAAUAUUGUGGAUUGCGUGGAUGUAGACCUCCAAAUGAAGAUCAAAUGGAUUUGGAGAAGAGAUCUUUGAUCGUUGUUUUCAAUACAAAGACUACGAUGAAAUCUCAAUUAGACACCUUGAAACAUAAUUUCAAUGAGAUGGUUUCGAAAAUUAUGAGGAAUUCAUUUGGGACAAGAACCCCUUGGAUCGACAACUACAUCGUUUAUGGAUUUGUCAAAUCUGGAUCCAACCUGCAUAUUCAAUCUGAAUUUGUCUAUGAUUCUGAUGACGUUAUCAAUUAUCUGAACAACUUGGAACUAUUCGACGGAGAUGCCACUCAACCAUUGCUAACAGCUUACUAUUUCUUCUUGUCAUUACCCAAAGGAGUCGACCUCUCAUCAGAUGGAGUUGAUGUCUAUCGUCGACUAGCCCUUACCAACCAUGGCGACAAUUUCUACAUUCAAGAUUCCAAUGACCUCUCCAACGUUCUUCUCUCUGUUAUUGGUUCUCAAUAUUUCCCAGAAAACGUAUCAGUUGGAUAUGGACUCACUCGGGAUGAAACAGUGACGACUUAUGUGGAUAGCGAUGGAGAUUCCAUUCAAAACUGCCUUCAAUAUCAGAUGCGAAACUAUUGGUUGAAGGACCAUCGUAUAGACAAACUUGGAGACACAGUCACGAUCUCUUCCACACCUGGAUCAAUCUACAACUACAGAAUGUUCAUUCAAUCAAAGAAUACUAUAUUAUUCAAUUACAACGAUGACAUGGUCAUUGAUGUUGGAAACGGGAUGGCAGUCAUAGGAAUCGACAUGUUUUCCACAAUGGAAACCUACGGAUUCACACAGUGGUUGAAUACCAGCUACGACGUCCGGUCAUCAGAGGGAGAACUAUUAAGAGAAAAAUACUACGCAUCUGAAAGAUCCCAGAAAGACUGCACUUUUACAUACGGGUUCCCAGCAUGGCCAACUUUAGAAUGCCCAGCAGGACCUAUCACACAACUACACACUUUCUACUAUAACGGGUUUAAUCAACAACGAGUUACUCCAGGAUAUUGCAUAGAAAGCGAUCACAAUGACGAACAUCCUAAUGGAGCUACCUGGAAUAGCCAUGAAGAACACAUGAAAGCUUCUCAAAACGACACCAUUCAAUGUAAUCAGAGAAACAUUGAAGCAAUCAACGAUCCACGACUUGAGGAAGCUAGACAAUAUAUUUUCAUUUUGGAGCAACAUUCUGCCAACGAACAGAUAUAUAUGACUCUGGCAAUGGAAAUCAGCCAAAUUCUGUAUUUGACCAAUGUUACCACGGAGACGUCAUACAAAAAAGAAUUCACACUGAUAGUCCACGACUCCAAAGAAUCACAUGUUCUUCUGAGCUCCUACAAUCCAAUUCUAUUUAUUGAACGAUUCCAAAGUUUGGUAUCUUCGUUGACCCUCAUCCCAAAUUUAGACAACACAAUGGGACUACUUUCAAUAGUUCAAGCUCAGAAAAUGAACAUUCAACCAACUGCUCAAGUGUAUUAUUUCACAAAUCAAGCUGUUAAAAAUGUUCAAAAUAUAUCCAGACACUGGGAUAUAAUAGGAAGACACAUGGAGGUCAACUUUUUCACCAUUGCUGAUGGAGUCACUACAGAAAUUUUUGCACUUCAAAAACAGUUGGAACUUGUUCAAAAAAUGUCAAACGGUCGACUGAUCCCACUGGGAAAAACUGAAAAUACACUUUAUCCAUUAUUUGCUGAUAUGAUGGGAGUGACUACACUGACUACUGACAAUGAACAAUAUAAUUGCCAUGAUGCUCCUUUGGAAAUCAAUGGAUAUUUAGAGGAUGGAGCGGAAUAUUCCGUUAUUCAAGUCAUUGGAACUGGCUUGAAAACUGUUUCAAUGCAAGACUCAAACGAAUCGAAUAUAUUCGCUAGUGGAGUUUGGAAACUAUCAGCAUUAGUCACCUCGGGUGGCUGCCAGAUUACAGUAAGACAAAAAACUUCGAUUGGGAUGAUUCUUGGAUUCACGUCGUCUGACAAUGAUGACAUUGCUUCCACUCAAAUAAUUUCACAAAGAAGUAUUUUGGCUAUAUUUUUGAUAAAUUACAAAGUUCACUAUUUAGGUUUAUCCGGAUUACAUCCGAUUUAUUCCCUACUCAAAACAACUGGAGAAGUCACACCAACUAAUUUGGAACUACAAAUUGUGAAUAGAAAACGAUACGAUCAACCUCAAAGUUAUUCGAACUCGACGAUUACUCCGCGAGAUGCUAAUUCUUGUACAUACAAUUUCGUAUCCGAAAGUCUAGUGGUUCCGAAAAAUGAGCUCGUAACAAUCACAGUAUCUGGUUUUGAUUUUGGAAAACUAGUUCUUCAUCGGAUAUUCUACUAUUAUCAACAUCUACCAGCAGAUCCAUCAGUAUGUCAUGGCGGUCAAGUAGAUCAAUUCGGACAAUGUAUAUGCCCAGAAAGAUAUACUGGAGAGUACUGUUGGGAUAGAAUAUGCCAACAACCUGCAAUAUAUUCCUAUGGAAUGUGUAGCUGCUUUCCCGGUUUCUACGGUGAUUUUUGUGAAAUCGAAUCGAAUAUAUUCGCUAGUGGAGUUUGGAAACCAUCAACAUUAGUCACCUCGGGUGGCUGCCAGAUUACAGCAAGACAAAAAAAUUCGAACUCGACGAUUACUUCGCGAGAUGCUAAUUCUUGUACAUACAAUUUCGUAUCCGAAAGUCUAGUGGUUCCGAAAAAUGAGCUCGUAACAUUGACUGUAUCUGGUUUUGAUUCUGGAAAAUCAGUCCUCCACCGGAUAUUCUACUAUUAUCAACAUCUACCAGCAGAUCCAUCAGUAUGUCAUGGCGGUCAAGUAGAUCAAUUUGGACGAUGUGUAUGCCCAGAAAGAUAUACUGGAGAGAACUGUUGGGAUAGAAUUUGUCUACCACCGGCCACUCAGUCUUAUGGAAUGUGUUGUUGUCCUCCAGCAACCUAUGGAGAUUUCUGCGAACAUGAUUUGAUAUUCCCGAUAAACAAUAAAUCUGUAUCAGUGGUUCCAAUCGAAACGACAACGAAGUUUGCUCAACAACACUUAUCUCUUCUAGUUCUAACUACGCAUAACGAUCAUAAAUGUAUAUAA